CACUGACAUACAUAUACACACACAUAUAAGCACGAGUUCUUCCAAAAAGAGACAAAGGAGAAUAAAUAGUAGGGGAAAAGAAACAUUUAUCCUCUAUAAAAACAGAAACCUUUUGUCCUUUUAUAUCUUUAACCUUCACUCACAAAAUCACAAUCCUCCCUUAGUGUUCUUCUUCUUCAACAUCUUUCUUCCUCUACAGAAGGCAAAAAAAAAAAACGUUUUCUUUUUCUUUCAAGAAAUCAAGAUCAAAAGAAUUAGGGUUUUCGAAUGGGUAGGUGUGGAAGAAGCAACGACGGAGUAAUUGGUGGAGUAAGACCAUACGUACGAUCUCCGGUGCCUCGUCUGAGAUGGACGCCGGAGCUUCACCGGAGUUUCGUUCACGCCGUUGAUUUGCUCGGCGGUCAAUAUAAAGCAACUCCAAAACUUGUUCUGAAGAUAAUGGAUGUCAAGGGACUAACCAUAUCACACGUCAAGAGCCAUCUCCAGAUGUAUAGGGGAUCCAGAAUCACUCUUCUUGGAAAACCAGAAGAGAGUUCUUCACCAUCUUCAAGAAGAAGAAGAAGACAAGACAAUGAAGAAGAUCAUCUUCAUGACAACUUGUCUGUACACGCAAGGAAUGAUUGUCUUUUGGGUUUUCACUCUUUUAACUUUAGAGAGCAGACUUCAGCGACUGAUAAUGAUGACGAUGACUUUCUUAACAUCAUGAACAUGGAGAGAACGAAGACAUUUGCAGGCAAUGGCGAGUCCAUCAAAUUUCAGUCUCAUCACUCUCUCGAGGCUGAGAACACGAAGAACAUUUGGAAAAACACAUGGCGAGAAAACGAACACGAAGAAGAAGAAGAGUUAUCGCUGUCUCUGUCGUUGAAUCAUCCUCAUAACCAUCAACAAAGAUGGAAAAGCAAUGCUUCAUCAUCACUCAGUGAAACAAGCGAAGCAGUCUCAUCUUCUUCUGGUCCAUUCAUCUUCAGAGAUUGUUUUGCUUCUUCGAAGAUUGAUCUUAAUCUUAAUCUCUCCUUUUCUCUACUCCAUAGCUGAAGCUUUGUUCAGCUUUGUUCCUUUGUUCUAAAUUUUAGCGUAGUGAACAUUUAGAUUGUUUUUAAACCACCUUAAAAGUUCCUAAUCUUUUAGUUAGGCCUCUUGAUUUGUGAUUGUGAUGUUUUUUUUUUUGGCUGUCUACAAUGUCACAAUUACAUCGGAUUUAUUAACAAGACUGAAAGGUUCAAACCAUUUGAGC
Messenger RNA from Arabidopsis thaliana (thale cress), 1234 nucleotides. RefSeq names its product Homeodomain-like superfamily protein. The transcript is spliced from 6 exons. The record is from RefSeq and is marked reviewed. The coding region runs from base 268 to 1035 and encodes 255 amino acids. Lineage: Eukaryota; Viridiplantae; Streptophyta; Magnoliopsida; Brassicales; Brassicaceae. Gene Ontology annotation, molecular function: DNA-binding transcription factor activity; DNA binding. Gene Ontology annotation, cellular component: nucleus.